GCGGACGCCGAGCCCAGCCCGCCUCUGAGCACCUGCUGCGGGCGUGGCGACGCCAUGGAGCGUUUUGAUAAAGCGGCGCUGAACGCGGUGCAGCCGUGCGACUUCAGAAAUGAAAGUUCAUUAGCAUCCACCCUGAAGACGCUCCUGUUCUUCACAGCUUUAAUGAUCACUGUACCUAUUGGGUUAUAUUUCACGACUAAAUCUUAUGUUUUUGAAGGCGCCUUUGGGAUGUCCAAUAGGGACAGCUAUUUUUAUGCUGCUAUUGUUGCAGUGGUCGCCGUCCACGUGGUGCUGGCCCUCUUUGUUUAUGUGGCCUGGAAUGAAGGCUCACGGCAGUGGCGUGAAGGCAAACAGGAUUAAAGUGAACAACACCUUUUGAUAGCAUUAAAUUGAUUUUUUUUAAAUGGUAAAUGCGUCUGGGGUAUUGAUGAUUUUAAUAAAGUUGAAAGAACAUGUUAAAAUCAAUCUUAUGGAAUCACGUUUGACUAGUGUAAAUUUUGAUCCUUCUAAAACAAUGGUUUGUAUCAUCAGUUUUAACUGUAUGAGCCUCUCGUUUGCAAAUGAGAAUUUGGAAAAGUUAAAUUGAUUACAAAUAAAUAUGUGAAAUUAGUUACACAUUA
Messenger RNA from Balaenoptera acutorostrata (minke whale), 620 nucleotides. Its product is annotated as vacuolar ATPase assembly integral membrane protein VMA21. Bases 55 to 360 code for a protein of 101 amino acids. Lineage: Eukaryota; Metazoa; Chordata; Mammalia; Artiodactyla; Balaenopteridae. The record is from RefSeq and is a predicted model, not a curated record. Gene Ontology annotation, biological process: vacuolar proton-transporting V-type ATPase complex assembly. The transcript has a single exon. Gene Ontology annotation, cellular component: endoplasmic reticulum membrane.